UCUGUAGAUCCGCCUCGACACUUUCGAUCGGUGGAAUUGAAGCAAAACCACGAAAGCGACAUUGUUUUCCCCCUUUUGAGACGCCCCUGGAGGAGCCUCUGCUGGGGCGAGCAUUUUUUUAAAAAAGGGGUGUAAUAAAGGAGUCAGGAAUCUGUGGACCUGAAACAAAAACGAGUUUGCCCGCGGGAGCGCUUAAACUGCCGCUCAGCGCGGAGGUGAAAGCACAGCGCCAGGGCAAAGCGGGUCAAAGCCUUCUUUAGAUCGAAGCGGCCGGACUGAGCGCCAACGGGGAGAAGUUACCCUGCCUGGCCCCUUUCAAGCGCCCUCCUUGGCCAGUUCUUCAGAAGGUCGCCAGCUUCGCAUCCUAAGUGGAAAUGCAACAGUGAGCAUGUAUUAUAAUUAAAAGAAUAAUUAUACCAUGGCUACAGGAGACCUAAAAGGAAACUUGCAUAAGAUAGAACAAAAACUUCGGGUUAUAAAUUAUCCUAGUGAUGUGGAUUAUAUGGGGUUGGCAAAGGGUGAUCCAUCUGUAUUUUUACCAAUCAUUAGCUACUGUUUCACAUCAUUCUCAACAUAUAUUGCAGAACUUGUAAUGGAAUCAGGGAUGGAACUUACAGCAAAGAAUGAUUCACGUUUUGUUGAUGCUAUGUAUAAGCUUCUUCGUGAUCAAUUUCAGUACAAACCAGUCCUGUCAAAACAGCAGUUCCUUCAAUAUGGCUUUGCAGAAAGAAAAAUACAGAUUGUUUGUGAUAUUAUUAGUUACAUUUAUAAAAGGCACAAAGAAUUCAGUAACAUGAAUAAGAUAAAAAUCCAAACAGAAAAGAGAACCCAUUUGGUUAAAUCUCUAUCCCACACAAGUUUUUCUAAUCAGUCUGUUACUGUAGCUAUCAAUACUGUGGAUUUGCAGCAGAAACCUCAAAUAGAACGUCAUAAAAGUGUAACUAACAUGCCUGAUGAAAUCAUCCCUGAAGAUUUCAUCAGUGAAACGCUGCAGGAAGUGAAAGAUUACGUUGUAAAUAAGGUUGAAGUUUUGGAUUAUGACACUGAUGUCUUGGAUAAUAUAGAUGUACAGGUUGUAAAGAAGGACAAUGAAUUAGAAGACUUGAAGAGUCAACUUGCUGAACUGCAGCAAAAGUUUCAUUCAUUGAGCAGUGUGGACGAAAAGUUACAGACUUUAGAGAAGAAAUUGCAAGGGAAAAUUGUUAUAGAAGAGAAUGAGUGGAAUAAUCUUUUGAGCCGUGUCCUCCUCCUUGAAACACAACUGUUGCUUCAUUCGAAAACAGCUGAUUUAUCUACAGCAUUAAAUAAUGUGAGUGAAGAAGAUUCUUCUAGCAGAAACAUGACUCCAUCUUCUGAUAAAAAGAAAGUAGAAUUGCCAGACAGUCCUCAUCAGUCAUCUGGAUAUAGUUCAUCUGUAUCUGCAGAUCCAUCUCCCAAAGCCCUGGCUGUUAAUGAUGAUGUUGUGUCAGAGGUUUCAAAGGAAACAACAAUUCAAAAAAUGGAAAGAAUAAGCAAAAUGGUUGAGGAAACUUCAGAAUUGUUGAAGAUUUCACGUAACACCUCUUCAGAAUAUUCUUCUCAACCAGAGAAUUGAAACUAUGUGUGUCCAUGAACUUUUUUAGAACUCUUUGGAUCUUUUUUGUUGUGUUUGGGAUUGAAAUUAUUUAAACUGUUCCUUUUUUUAAAUAUAUAUUUUGUAUAUAUGUGUGCCAUUGAUAGGUAUCAUUUUAUUACAAAUAACUCAAUAUGUGGCAACAUUAAUGUACCCACAGUCUAUUUUUGUAACAAACUUUUCUGGCAUUAGGUUAAAUGAUAUAUAGUCAUUGACAACAGGCUCAAUGACUAUAUUUUAUAUUUUGUUGGAAAUAUUUUAGCUGGGGUUUGCAUAUUGUACCUAAGAAAAAUAUGUAUAUGCCAUCAGUAAGUGUGCAAGUCUUUUACACAUAUUGUAUAUAUAUAUAUUGUUUUUAACAUAUCUUAAAUACAUGCAGAUAUAUUUUAAUAUUUAUCUGUGAUAAGAGCAGCAAUAUAUUUCAGCUUUCAUUGUGCAUGAUAAGAGUAAAAUAUAUUUUGAUAAAAAGUUAUUCAAAUAAAUAAGAUUUUGAUAUUUUU
This is a messenger RNA of Pantherophis guttatus, 2112 nucleotides long. It is a transcript of the gene CEP44, whose product is annotated as centrosomal protein 44. Gene Ontology annotation, cellular component: spindle pole; centrosome. Gene Ontology annotation, biological process: centriole replication; centriole-centriole cohesion. NCBI's taxonomy places the organism in Eukaryota, Metazoa, Chordata, Lepidosauria, Squamata, Colubridae. The record is from RefSeq and is a predicted model, not a curated record.